Macrosiphum euphorbiae (potato aphid) is the source of this 342-nucleotide messenger RNA. The record is from the annotation of a GenBank genome assembly. Lineage: Eukaryota; Metazoa; Arthropoda; Insecta; Hemiptera; Aphididae.
AUGACAUUUAAAAAUAACUUAUGUGCCCUUUCAUCCAAAGUUGAACAAGAUACAUUUGUAUUGACAUUGAUGGAAGUGAGAAAAGCCAAGAGAACAAACAAUAAAAAAACUACAAGGAAUGACCGUGUAGCUACAAAAUAUUUUAUACCAAAUGUAAACGGAGACAUGAUAAAUGUAUGUGCGCAUGCCUUCAGUGAUAUUACAUCUUUAACUAGAAGAAGGCUCAAUAUAAUCUGUAAAAAUUUUAAUGUUCAUCAUCAAAGCCCAAAAGAAAAAAAGAGGAGGUUAACACUUAAAUGCAUCAGAAAUCGAAGUGACAUUGUCAAUAGAGGAUCAUAUUAA